Panthera uncia (snow leopard) is the source of this 2751-nucleotide messenger RNA. It is a transcript of the gene KHDRBS1, whose product is annotated as KH RNA binding domain containing, signal transduction associated 1. The record is from RefSeq and is a predicted model, not a curated record. Gene Ontology annotation, molecular function: mRNA binding; poly(A) binding. Gene Ontology annotation, cellular component: nucleus. Bases 167 to 1498 code for a protein of 443 amino acids. Gene Ontology annotation, biological process: regulation of alternative mRNA splicing, via spliceosome. NCBI's taxonomy places the organism in Eukaryota, Metazoa, Chordata, Mammalia, Carnivora, Felidae. The transcript is spliced from 9 exons.
CUGACUGCGCACGCGCGCCGCCUCAUUUCCGGUGCUCUCUUUCGCUGGGUCGCUCGGGUCGGCUUCGGUCGCUGUCGCUCCCGCUCUCCCACCCCCGCCAACCGCCGCUUGGGCCUCUGCCGCUGCCGCGUUGCUUCCUCGAUCCCUCGAUCGUACAUCCGCCCCAAUGCAGCGCCGGGACGACCCCGCCGCGCGCAUGAGCCGGUCCUCAGGCCGCAGCGGCUCCAUGGACCCCUCCGGUGCCCACCCCUCAGUGCGUCAGGCGCCGUCUCGGCAGCCACCGCUGCCUCACCGAUCCCGGGGAGGCGGAGGGGGAUCCCGGGGGGGCGCCCGGGCCUCGCCCGCCACGCAGCCACCACCGCUGCUGCCGCCCUCGGCCACCGGUCCCGACGCGACAGUGGGCGGUCCAGCGCCGACCCCGCUGCUGCCCCCCUCAGCCACUGCCUCCGUCAAGAUGGAGCCGGAGAACAAGUACCUGCCCGAACUCAUGGCCGAGAAGGAUUCGCUCGACCCGUCCUUCACUCACGCCAUGCAGCUACUGACGGCAGAAAUUGAGAAGAUUCAGAAAGGAGAUUCAAAAAAGGAUGACGAGGAGAAUUACUUGGAUUUAUUUUCUCACAAGAACAUGAAGCUGAAGGAGCGGGUACUGAUACCUGUCAAGCAGUAUCCCAAGUUCAAUUUUGUGGGGAAGAUCCUUGGACCACAAGGGAAUACAAUCAAAAGACUGCAAGAAGAGACAGGUGCCAAGAUCUCUGUUCUGGGCAAGGGCUCAAUGAGAGACAAAGCCAAGGAAGAAGAGCUGCGCAAAGGUGGAGAUCCCAAAUAUGCCCACUUGAAUAUGGAUCUGCAUGUCUUCAUUGAAGUCUUUGGACCCCCAUGUGAGGCUUAUGCUCUUAUGGCCCAUGCUAUGGAGGAAGUCAAGAAGUUCCUAGUACCAGAUAUGAUGGAUGAUAUCUGCCAGGAGCAGUUUCUAGAGCUCUCCUACUUGAACGGAGUACCGGAGCCCUCUCGCGGACGUGGGGUGCCAGUGAGAGGCCGAGGAGCGGCACCUCCUCCUCCACCUGUUCCCAGGGGCCGUGGUGUUGGACCACCUCGGGGGGCUCUGGUGCGUGGUACACCAGUGAGAGGAGCCAUCACCAGAGGUGCCACCGUGACUCGAGGAGUGCCACCUCCACCUACAGUGAGGGGUGCGCCAGCACCAAGAGCGCGGACAGCAGGCAUCCAGAGAAUACCUUUGCCUCCACCUCCUGCACCAGAAACAUAUGAAGAAUAUGGAUAUGAUGAUACAUAUGCAGAACAGAGUUAUGAAGGCUACGAAGGCUAUUACAGCCAGAGCCAAGGGGAUUCAGAAUAUUAUGACUAUGGACAUGGGGAGGUUCAAGAUUCUUAUGAAGCUUAUGGCCAAGACGACUGGAAUGGGACCAGGCCGUCGCUGAAGGCCCCUCCAGCUAGGCCAGUGAAGGGAGCAUACAGAGAGCACCCAUAUGGACGUUAUUAAAAACACACAUGAGGGGAAAAUAUCAGUUAUGAGCAAAGUUGUUACUGAUUUCUUGUAUCUCCCAGGAUUCCUGUUGCUUUACCCACAACAGACAAGUAAUUGUCUAAGUGUUUUUCUUCGUGGUCCCCUUCUUCUCCCCACCUUACUCCAUUCUUAACUCUGCAUUCUGGCUUCUGUAUGUAGUAUUUUAAAAUGAGUUAAAAUAGAUUUAGGAAUAUCGAAUUAAUUUUUUAAGUGUGUAGAUGCUUUUUUUCUUUGUUGUUUAAAUAUAAACAGAAAUGUACCUUUUAUAAUAAAAAAAAGAAGUUGAGUAAAAAAAAAAAAAAAACACCACAAACCUGUUAGUUUCAAAAGUGACAUUGCUUGCUUUAAAGGUUCUGAAGUUUAAGGCUUGUUAACUUUCUCUUAGUUUUGAUUUGAGGCAUCCCGUAAAGUUGUAGUUGCAGAAUCCCAAACUAGGCUACAUUUCAAAAUUCAGGGCUGUUUAAGAUUUAAAAUCACAAACGUUAACGGCAGUAGGUGCCACCAUGUAAAAGUGAGCUCAGACGUCUCUAAAAAUGUUUCCUUUAAAAGCACAUGGCGGUUGAAUCUUAAGGUUAAAUUUUAAUAUGAAAGAUCCUCAUGAAUUAAAUAGUUGAUGCAAUUUUUAACGUUAAUUGAUUUAAAACAACAGCAACAACAAAAUUAGGUUUGUAAAACUGACUUUUUCAUUAUGUGGGUUUUGAAAUCUAGCCCCAGACAUACAGUGUUGAGAGAUACUUAGCGGGGAGUACAAUUUGAAGAGGUUGAUUUGGGGAGAGGGGCUGGCCACCUGGAUUGAAUUUGAUGCAGAGCUUUUUAGCCAUGAAAAACCUUUCAAUAGUAAUACUAAUAAUUAAAAUUUCAGUAUUUAAAAAGACAAAGUGUUUUGUCCAUCUGAGAUUCUGCACUCCAUGUAAAGCUCACUUGGACACUUAGAGCCACAAGCUGAUGAUUUUUUUUAAGUUGACAGUUGUCAAUAUUGAACUGUUCCCAAGGUAGUUAGUGAAGUAUGUCUCAACACUAGCAUGAUAUAAAAAGGGACACUGCAGCUGAAUGAAAAAGGAAUCAAAAUCCACUUUGUACAUAAGUUAAAGUCCUAAUUGGAUUUGUACCGUCCUCCCAUUUUGUUCUUGGAAGAUUAAAUGCUACAUGUGUAAGUCUGCCUAAAUAGGUAGCUUAAACUUAUGUCAAAAUGUCUGCAGCAGUUUGUCAAUAAAGUUUAGUCCUUUUUU